CCGUUUCAGCAACCAAAGACGCGCGGCGAUAAGCGAACCCGUCCACGUCCCCCGGCGCAUCUGUGGCCAGCUCUAAUUAUCUGCCCACGCCAGGAUGCGCCGCUCCGCUCCGCCGAGGCGGAGAGAUGUUUCCGCCUGCUUGUCAUUACCGCUCUCCUGACCGCUGCAAGCAGACGCGCCGCCGCUCAUCAAGUUUCUCCGCCGCGCGCCUCCGUGUUUCUAACCGCGCGACCUGCCCCCCCCCCCCUCUCUUUUUUUUUCUCGCCACCCCUGCAGGAAGUGUCCGUACUUGUGCGUUACUAUGCGAUCAGAGGGGCCGGAGGUCGGCGCAGCCCGGGACUGAUCGCUCACCGACGCCGCGCGCCUCUUCCUCUUCCUCGGACGCGUCUCGGGAGGCACAGCCGCCGCCGCUCCGGCUCUCUUUGGCCGUGCCAUGUUGACGCGAAAGACGUCGUUGACGGACAAGCAGGCUAAAAACGGCACGUCAAAAUAUGUGUUGGAGAGAUGCGCCUCUAUUAACGAGUACUAUGAUAUCGCCUUCAAGGUGAUGCUGCUGGGAGAUUCGGCGGUGGGGAAGACGUGCAUCUUGGUGCGCUUUAAAGACGGCGCCUUUCUGGGAGGCAACUUUAUAGCCACCGUUGGAAUAGACUUUAGGAACAAAGUGGUGGACGUCGACAACCUGAAAGUCAAGAUGCAGAUCUGGGACACGGCUGGUCAGGAGAGAUUCCGCAGCGUAACGCACGCCUACUACAGAGAUGCUCAGGCACUACUGCUAGUUUACGACAUCACCAGCAAGCCAUCGUUUGACAACAUCAGGGCUUGGCUGACAGAAAUACACGAGUUUGCCCAGAAGGAUGUGGUCAUCAUGUUGCUCGGCAACAAGUCAGACAUGGCUGCAGAGAGGGUGGUGAAGACAGAGGACGGAGAGAAGCUGGCGAAGGAAUAUGGAGUGCCGUUUAUGGAGACCAGUGCGAAGACGGGAGUUAACGUGGAGCUGGCUUUUCUCGCAAUAGCAAAGGAGCUGAAGCACAGAGCGACGCAGCAGCCCAACGAGCCCAAGUUCAAGAUGCACGACUACAUCGAGUCUCGGAAGCACAAGUCUGGGUGCUGCAGCCACGGCUAGCCGAUCUCCAAGGCCGCACGAAGAGACGGGUGCAGGAUGAAGGAAGACGGAGGGGAGGGAUGGGUGGGAUUUGAAGAUGGGGUGGAGGUAAAAGAAUAAAGAAAAAUGUCUGAUCUCUCUUAUGAAAAGCCAAUCCAAGCAACCAUACGCCCCCCCCCCCCCCCCCCCCUGAGAGGCGGAUGUUCUCGACCUCUGCCCAGAGCUUAUGGCCGAGUGAAAGCGAAUCUGGACUUACUGCCAUCCUUUUGCUGAAAUGUGAAUUUAAAUAGUUUGUGUAAUGUGUAGAAACGUUUGUGAUCUUUGUGGUGACAGUUGUGUCCGAGUGCAAAUCAGGAGUUCCAAUCUGAAACGCUUUAGGGACUCCCUCGACAAACGGCAGGUUUUCAUGGAUCAUUCAAAUGACUGUUGAUGUGGAUAUAGCAUUUUUUAUUUUUUUAUUUUGUUUUGCAACCAGGGUUUUCGUCAUUCCAGUUUGAUCAGGCUGUGAACUGAAGCCCCUCCUCCUGGCCUUAUGGUCUUCAUCUUCAAUCGAGAGCUCACAGUGGGAUUGUAGCUAAAUGGCCCCGUCUGUUCACAUCUGUAACGCUGUUAGAUAGAAUAAAGCCAAUACUUUGAGGGCAAUUACCAAACCUCGUGUCUGUCUGUACGUUCGUAUCAAGAGACUAUAGAUGACUAUAGAUGACUAUAGAUGUACAGUUCCAGUUAGAAGUCUACAUCAUGCUCAUCAUUUGUGUAAUGUCGCUUUUAUUUAGGCUUUUAAUACUAUUUUAACUGUUCUUUUUUUAUGUGGCCAUGUUUUACAACAUUAAACUUCAUUGAUUUUCC
This is a messenger RNA of Fundulus heteroclitus (mummichog), 1948 nucleotides long. RefSeq lists its product as uncharacterized. NCBI's taxonomy places the organism in Eukaryota, Metazoa, Chordata, Actinopteri, Cyprinodontiformes, Fundulidae. Gene Ontology annotation, molecular function: GTP binding; GTPase activity. The coding region runs from base 434 to 1123 and encodes 229 amino acids. Gene Ontology annotation, cellular component: endosome; Golgi apparatus. The record is from RefSeq and is a predicted model, not a curated record. The transcript has 9 exons.